Molecule: messenger RNA, 5084 nt
Organism: Arvicanthis niloticus (Nile rat)
Lineage: Eukaryota; Metazoa; Chordata; Mammalia; Rodentia; Muridae
Source: RefSeq, a predicted model, not a curated record
UCUCGCUCAGCCGGCCGCCCGCAUGGCGCUGCGCAGCUUCUGCAGCGCUGAUGGCUCUGAUCCGCUCUGGGACUGGAAUGUCACAUGGUACACCAGCAAUCCUGACUUUACCAAGUGCUUUCAGAACACGGUCCUCACAUGGGUGCCUUGUUUCUACCUCUGGUCCUGUUUCCCCCUCUACUUCCUUUAUCUCUCUCGACAUGACCGGGGCUACAUCCAGAUGACACACCUCAACAAAGCCAAAACUGCCUUAGGAUUCUUUCUGUGGCUCAUCUGCUGGGCAGACCUGUUUUACUCUUUCUGGGAAAGAAGUCAGGGAGAGGUCCUAGCCCCGGUGUUACUGGUCAGUCCGACACUGCUGGGCAUCACCAUGCUGCUCGCCACCUUUUUAAUUCAGCUUGAGCGAAGGAAAGGAGUCCAGUCCUCGGGGAUUAUGCUUACGUUCUGGCUUGUAGCCCUACUCUGUGCCCUUGUCAUCUUGAGAUCUAAGAUCAUCUCUGCCUUAAAAAAGGAUGCGCAAGUUGACGUGUUUCGAGAUUCCACAUUCUAUCUGUACUUCACCCUUGUGCUCCUUCAGCUCGUGCUGUCCUGCUUCUCAGACUGCUCACCCCUGUUCUCUGAAACUGUCCAUGACCUGAAUCCAUGUCCAGAAUCGAGCGCCUCUUUCCUUUCCAGGAUCACUUUCUGGUGGAUCACAGGCAUGAUGGUGCAGGGCUACCGCCAGCCCCUGGAGAGCAGUGACCUCUGGUCACUAAAUAAGGAGGACACGUCAGAGGAAGUGGUACCUGUGCUGGUGAAUAACUGGAAGAAGGAAUGUGCUAAGUCGAGGAAGCAGCCUGUGCCGAUUGUGUAUGCCUCUUCCAAAGAUCCCACCAAGUCUAAGGGAAGUUCCCAGUUGGAUGUGAAUGAGGAAGUCGAGGCACUGAUUAUCAAGUCGCCCCACAAGGACCGGGAGCCCUCUCUGUUCAAGGUGUUAUACAAGACUUUCGGGCCCUACUUCCUCAUGAGCUUCCUGUACAAGGCCCUCCAUGACCUGAUGAUGUUUGCUGGCCCCAAGAUCUUGGAAUUGAUUAUCAACUUCGUGAAUGACAGGGAGGCCCCUGACUGGCAGGGCUACUUUUACACAGCACUGCUGUUUGUCAGCGCCUGUCUGCAGACACUGGCACUCCACCAGUACUUUCAUAUCUGCUUCGUCACUGGCAUGCGCAUCAAGACUGCCGUGGUGGGCGCUGUCUACCGCAAGGCUCUGGUGAUCACCAAUUCAGCUAGAAAAUCUUCCACGGUUGGAGAGAUUGUCAACCUCAUGUCUGUGGAUGCUCAGCGCUUCAUGGACUUGGCCACGUACAUUAACAUGAUCUGGUCAGCCCCUCUGCAAGUCAUCCUAGCCCUCUACUUCCUGUGGCUGAGCCUGGGCCCUUCUGUGCUGGCUGGGGUGGCUGUGAUGAUCUUCAUGGUGCCAUUCAAUGCUGUGAUGGCCAUGAAGACCAAGACCUACCAGGUGGCACACAUGAAGAGCAAAGACAACCGAAUCAAGCUGAUGAAUGAAAUCCUCAACGGGAUCAAAGUACUCAAGUUGUACGCCUGGGAGCUGGCUUUCCAGGACAAAGUUAUGAGCAUCAGGCAGGAGGAGCUGAAGGUGCUGAAGAAAUCUGCUUACCUGGCGGCUGUGGGCACAUUCACGUGGGUUUGCACACCUUUCCUGGUGGCUCUGUCAACCUUUGCUGUCUUUGUGACUGUAGAUGAGAGAAAUAUCCUAGAUGCAAAGAAAGCCUUCGUGUCCCUAGCCCUAUUCAAUAUCUUGCGCUUCCCACUCAACAUCCUGCCCAUGGUCAUCAGCAGCAUUGUGCAGGCCAGUGUAUCUCUCAAGCGUCUCAGGAUCUUUCUGUCUCAUGAGGAGCUGGAGCCAGACAGCAUUGAGCGGCGGUCGAUCAAGGAUGGUGGAAGAAUGAAUAGCAUCACCGUAAAGAAUGCGACCUUCACUUGGGCCAGGGGUGAACCUCCCACACUGAAUGGCACUGGGGAAGCAGAAAUGGGAAGAUUCCUUUGGCUCAAUAGCCUGUUUGGGACCCCACAUGGCUCUUUUCACUGGCAGAUAACUGCAUACUUGAACUGGCUGGUUCGAAUGUCCUCUGAGAUGGAGACCAACAUUGUGGCAGUGGAGAGACUAAAGGAGUAUUCUGAAACAGAAAAGGAGGCUCCUUGGCAGAUCCAGGAGACAGCUCCACCCAGCACCUGGCCCCAUUUAGGCCGUGUAGAGUUCCGGGAUUACUGCUUGAGGUAUCGAGAAGACUUGGACUUGGUUCUCAAGCACAUAAAUGUCACCAUCGAGGGUGGAGAAAAGGUUGGUAUUGUGGGUCGUACGGGAGCUGGGAAGUCAUCUCUCACUCUGGGUUUGUUCCGGAUCAAUGAGUCUGCAGAAGGGGAGAUCAUCAUCGAUGGGGUAAAUAUCGCCAAGAUUGGCCUGCACAACCUGCGCUUCAAGAUCACCAUCAUUCCACAGGAUCCUGUUUUGUUUUCGGGUUCCCUCCGCAUGAACCUGGACCCUUUCAGUAAGUAUUCUGAUGAAGAAGUCUGGAUGGCUCUGGAGCUUGCUCACCUGAAGGGCUUUGUGUCAGCCUUGCCUGACAAGCUGAACCAUGAGUGUGCAGAAGGUGGAGAGAACCUGAGUGUGGGGCAGCGACAGCUUGUGUGCCUGGCUCGUGCUCUGCUGAGGAAGACAAAGAUUUUAGUAUUGGACGAGGCUACAGCAGCUGUGGACCUAGAGACAGAUGACCUCAUUCAGUCCACCAUCCGGACGCAGUUUGAAGACUGUACUGUGCUCACGAUUGCGCAUCGGCUUAAUACCAUAAUGGACUAUACAAGGGUGAUUGUCCUGGACAAAGGAGAAGUUCGGGAGUGUGGUGCACCCUCUGAGCUCCUGCAGCAAAGAGGCAUCUUCUAUAGCAUGGCCAAGGAUGCUGGUUUGGUGUGAGCUGGUCUCUGGCAUACCCAGUGAGGACUGCAGGGCCAGGACCCCAGUAUCCAGGCAUGAGCCAGCAACCCUGGAAACCUAUGCUUCCCAGACAAAAACCAAAAAUUAAAAAGAAAACCAAACUAAAAGGAAGCAAAACACAUAAAGCAUCGUCACCAUUUGGCCCCGUCCUGGAUCUGACCUUGAAGAAUCUGGAAGACAGAUGCACCCCACUUCAGAUACACGUCUGGUCUCUGGCACCACUUGUAAGGCUCCCUGAAAGUUCACCCAUGUUCCUGUGGUAUCCCACAGCAAGGCCACGGGCAGCUAAACAUACUAAUGACCAAACACAAGCCACUGCCUCAUGUCUCUUCACCCACCUCCGUGGAUGCCAAGCCUUGUAGCCUCUCCUGGCCCUGACAGCUCUUCUGUCACCUAUAGUCCUGUUGGUUACAGAAGAGUGCAUCUUGCCUCAGGUCUUGCAGUUGAAAGCAUGGGAACCAAAACGAACAAACAAAAAAGAGAGAAGGAAAACUCCUAAAAAAUCCUGUCCCUGUUAUGUCAGUGAUGUCCCCUUCCUGCCGUCAUCUGGUCUUCACAUGCUCUGACACCGUUCCCGACGUUCAGCACAGCUUUCACAGGCUGUGCUUUAGAUAGCCUUGUGAAGGGAUCUAGCCAGACAGGCUUGGAAGGCAGCAUUCCCUUCACAAGGACUUGCACCCUGCCCUUGCCUUCUGUUUCUUCCUGUCCAUAGUUGGAGAGGGCUUACUCACCACAUAGGAUCUAUGAAUAGUUAUAAGCAGCAAAAGUCAAGAGCAGGAGGGAUGGUGCCAACAUGUAAGAAUUGGGUAUCAAAAACAGCCAGAGUCCCCUAUAGGACAAGAAGAGAACCACUCAUAAAUAUCAGUGAUUGCCCCCCUCUCAGCUUUUGAGCAUCAUUCCUGGGAGAAAGAUAGUCCCAAGAUUUUGAUGUCUAGGGAGGAGAUGCUAGACUGAGGAUUAGCCACGCCCAGCUCUACAGUUGAUCCUCAGUCUGAAUUCUUCAACGUGGUUCUCUAGGUGUGUGGGUUACAGACCAAAGAGAGAUCCCAUGGUCAGCAAGAACUUGGUGCCAGCUGCAGUUCAUCCUUGCUAUGAAUUUUGGCUCUGAUUUCAGUCCCAGAGAAGCAUCCUUUUUCUUUAGGUGACAAUGUAUAUAUUUAUUUUUUUUGUAAGUUAAUAAUUCUUUCACUUUAAAGGACCCAGAUUUCUCCUGAGAGUCUUUUUGUAAUGACACUGGAAAUGUGACUAUUUGAAAAUAAUUUGCAGUAAAGAAAAAUAUUUCAUUUCUUUCUAAACAACCAUUUUAUUUUCUUUUGGGCACGAAGGUCUCCAGCCUCUACUGUGGAAGAAUCAGGCUAGGACAGCUAUGAUACCACGGCCGUCAGUGGCGGCUCAGCAGUUGGUGCUUGCUCCUCUUAGAGGACUGAAGUUCAGUUCCCAGCCCCUGUGUGCAGUGUCUUACAACUGCUUAUAUCUCUGGCUCCAAGGGGCCAGUGCCCCUUUCUGGACAAAUUAAAAAUAAAAAAGAGAUGGGGGAGGCCAAAUUAAGAGCUGCCUGGAGUCUGGCAGUGAGUCAGAAUGGCAAAGUACACAAAUAUCUGGGCUUGAGUCCUACUGUCAUUUUUUGGACACGUGACCCUGGACAAAGCUGUGUGCCUCAGUGACAAGUGUCCCAAAUUUUUGUAGUGGGUGGGGCUGAUCUGUACUGACACUGUAUAAGAUCUUGGGAAAUGGGGCUAGUGAGAUGGCUCAGUUGGUAAAGUGCUUGCCAUCUGUGCAGGGAAACCUGCAUUCCAAUCCACAACAUAAAAGCCAAGUAGCAUACAAUUCCCCACACUGGGGAGGAAACAGGAGCAACUUGGGGUUCUCUAGCCAAAGUCACUUACGCUCCAGUGAGAGCAUAAGGUAGGAGCUAGAGCAAUGCCUCAGUGGUUAGGAAUCCAUGAUAUACCUGGAGAGGACCCAGGUUCAGUCCCUUGCACCCAUAUUGGACAGCUCAGAACUAUCUGUAACUUGAGUUUCUGGCCUCUAAGGUCACCUGCACUCAUGUGCAUAUAAAAGCAAACUUACAUACACAAAACAAAAUGAAUCU